This is a messenger RNA of Postia placenta MAD-698-R-SB12, 2616 nucleotides long. RefSeq lists its product as hypothetical. Bases 1 to 2616 code for a protein of 871 amino acids. The transcript has 23 exons. Gene Ontology annotation, molecular function: RNA binding; protein binding. The record is from RefSeq and is a predicted model, not a curated record. NCBI's taxonomy places the organism in Eukaryota, Fungi, Basidiomycota, Agaricomycetes, Polyporales, Adustoporiaceae.
AUGGCUACACAGAGCACUCGCACCGGCACCCUGGGCACCCCCCUUCGAGUCGUGACCAACUCUUACGAGAUCAAGAAACGUCCGCAACUCAUAUACUACCACUAUGACGUCGGUAAGCAUAUGCUUCUUCGCAACUGGCCUGCGCAUUCUGAAAAUGGCCAAGCCAUUUCUCCCGACGUCAAGGUAUCGCGGCGCGCACACGAGAUUGUCGACAAGAUGCAGCUGGAAUACCCGAAUGUCUUCAAUCCCCGAGCGGCCUACGACGGGAAGAAGAACCUCUUCGCGCCCAAGCCAAUCCAGAAUGCAGAGUACAAUGUGCAUAUGUCGAAUAACCCAGAAAAGGGUGUCUUUUCCGUGAAACUUAUGCGUGUCGCAGCGAUCAGUCCCGCCGAUAUCGACCGGUUGAUAGCUCCCGGAGGCGCAGGCGCCGCGGCGAGCACGAUGGCAGUAAAUCUGCUGCAGAUCAUCAUCAGGCAGGCCCCUAACAAGCGGCACGGCUUCCCUCCCGAAGCGCGCUCGUUCUUCGUAAAUCAGGGCAACCAAGAGCUCGCCGGCGGCUUGCAGGCAUGGCACGGAUACUUCCAGAGCGUGCGGCCGGUGCUCAACCGUCUACUGAUUAACGUCGACGUCGCAAACGCUGUUAUGUACUCCCCCGGGCCGCUGGAAGGCCUCGCCCUCAAGUUCCUCGGCAGACGCGAUAUACGCGACCUCGACUCCGGGCGCCUGCGCCCCGGCACGCAGGAAUGGAUGAAGCUGCGCACCUUCCUCAAGGGUGUGCAGAUCCGGCCCCGCGUCGGCACGGACAGGCCGACGACGAAGGGCCGGCCCAUCAGGGACAUCGUCGAACGAGCAGGCGACCACCAGUUCGAAAAGGACGGCACGCCGGCAACGGUCACGGCCUACUUCAGGGAGAAAUACGGCUACGCGCUGCGGUACCCGGGCAUGUUCGGCGUGCGCAUUGGGAAGGAUGCGGUGUUCCCCGCCGAGGUGUGCGAGGUGAUCCCCGGGCAGCUGUACAGGAAGAAGCUGUCUCCGGAGAACACGACGCAGUUCCUGCGCUUCUCCGUGCAGAAGCCCCACGAACGCCUCAUGACGAUCACCAACGGGGUGAACGGCCAGAACCAGGUCUUCGACUACAACAACUCGGACGUCAUGAAGACGUCCGGGAUGGUCGUGGACUCGCAUCCGAUCCAGAUUCGCGGUCGCGUGCUCAACACGCCGCAGAUCCGCUACAAGUCUGGCCCGCUCGACAUCAGGCCGAAGAGCGGUGCGUGGAACGUCCUUGGGCGGACGCUGCAGGAGCCAGGCACGAUUAACGUGUGGGCCGUCGCGAUGUUCGAUCCGAACACAAGGGAGGACGUCCUGGGGAAUUUCGUGACACAGCUCCAGGACAACCUGCGGAAGCUAGCCCGUGCAAAUCCCUAUCAAGUCGAGAACGAAUUGUUAACCAUUGCGCAGACUGCGGUGCAAGUCGCCGAGUACAAUCGACCUCCAAGCCUAAUUCUGGCGUUCCUUCCUGUCAACGCACCCGACAUCCGUCGGAGGAUCAAGCACUGGGGCGACGUCGACAAGGGCGUCCCAACCCAGUGCCUGCGCGCGGGGAAGUGGGAGCGAGCCAGAGACCAGUACAUAAACAAUGUUGCGUUGAACUCCAGACCCCAGAUUACCAGAAUCAAUGCCAAGCUCGGCGGCGUGAAUUCAGCUAUCAACGCUAAGCUCCUGCCGCAGUGCACAAUGGUCAUCGGCGCGGACGUUGGCCAUCCUGGGCCCGGCAUCAUGAACCGCCCGUCCGUCACCAGCUUGGUCGCCUCCGUCGACCCGGACGCUACUAAGUAUACGACAUAUGCGAGUGUACAGGCGCCCCGCGUUGAGAUCAUCCAGGACCUGGAACAGAUGGUCACGAGGGCUAUUAGCGAUUUUAGGAAGUUUUGGGAUAACAAGGCCUGGCCAGAAAUGAUCGUCUUCUAUCGCGACGGCGUCUCGGAGGGCGAAUACGCACAGGUGGCACAGCAGGAGGUCCAGGCAAUCAACAAUGCCUUGCUCAACUACCGAGCUCUGGCGCCGGACGGCCAGGAAAGGAACCGCUGGACUAAGGAGUCAAAGCCCAAGCUCGUCUUCAUUGUUGUGGGCAAGAGGCACCACAUACGAUUCUUCCCCGAGAGUCGCGGUGAUAGCGAUCACGCUGACAGCUCUGGCAACUGCCCGCCAGGCUUCGUAGUCGACGACCAAAUCACCAAUGCAGUGUACCCUGAUUUCUACUUGCAGUCUCAUAGCGGGAUACAAGGCACGAGUCGACCCAGCCACUACAUUGUCAUCGAGAACGAGCCUGGGGCGACAAUUGACCAGAUACAAGAGCUAUCGUUCCGACUGUGCCAUGUCUAUCAGAGCGCCACCCGCUCGGUGUCCAUCCCGGCUCCCGUCUACUGGUCGCUCACCCUUUGUGCAGAUGCGGACCGUGUCUGUGCGCGGGCGGAGUUCCACUUCACGGAGGAGAUGCGAUACGGCGACUCGGACGCGGCGACGACCGUCAGCGACAAGGACGCCCCGUUCCCCCUCGAACAGUGGCAGCAGGGCUUCAGGCAGUCCUUGCUGGGCAAAGCGAUGUAUUUCCUCUAA